Myotis daubentonii (Daubenton's bat) is the source of this 1214-nucleotide messenger RNA. RefSeq names its product ER membrane protein complex subunit 7 (gene EMC7). Gene Ontology annotation, molecular function: carbohydrate binding. The record is from RefSeq and is a predicted model, not a curated record. NCBI's taxonomy places the organism in Eukaryota, Metazoa, Chordata, Mammalia, Chiroptera, Vespertilionidae. Gene Ontology annotation, cellular component: EMC complex.
GCGGCGCGGUGCCUGGGGAGGGCUUCCGGGGCCGCGGGUCGGACCACGGAGAGCUGCUGUCAUGGCGGCCACCCGGUGGGGCUUGCUCUGCGCCCUGCUGCUGCUGCAGCUGGCAGGGAGGGCCCGCAGCUCGGAGGCGCCCGGCGCUUCCGCCGAGGGGUCGGCGGGGCUUGGGGUCGGCCUAGGAGAUCGCUUCAAGAUUGAGGGGCGCGCGGUUGUCCCCGGAGUGAAGCCUCAGGAUUGGAUCUCGGCGGCCCGAGUGCUGGUGGACGGAGAGGAGCACGUUGGCUUCCUUAAGACAGAUGGGAGUUUUGUGGUUCAUGAUAUACCCUCUGGAUCUUACGUAGUGGAAGUUAUAUCUCCUGCUUACAGGUUUGAUCCCAUUCGAGUGGAUAUUACUUCAAAAGGAAAAAUGAGAGCAAGAUAUGUGAAUUAUAUUAAAACAUCAGAAGUGGUCAGACUGCCCUAUCCUCUUCAAAUGAAAUCUUCAGGCCCACCUUCUUACUUUAUUAAAAGGGAAUCAUGGGGCUGGACAGACUUUCUGAUGAACCCAAUGGUUAUGAUGAUGGUUCUUCCAUUGUUGAUAUUUGUACUUCUGCCCAAAGUGGUCAACACAAGUGAUCCUGACAUGAGACGGGAGAUGGAGCAGUCGAUGAAUAUGCUGAAUUCCAACCAUGAACUGCCUGAUGUUUCUGAGUUCAUGACAAGACUCUUCUCUUCAAAAUCGUCUGGCAAGUCUAGCAGCAGCAGCAGUAAAACAGGCAAAAGUGGGGCUGGUAAAAGGAGGUAGUUGGGCAGUCCACAGCUGGCAUUUGCACAAACACGGCAACACUGGGUGGCAUUCAAGUCUUGAGGGAAAACCAUGUGAAGCAACUACUGUAUACUUGAGUCAUCCUUAAAGUUGAUCUCCUAUAACUGUUGUGUGUGAUAACUUCAGUACAUGUUUUGAACUUGGUACACAAGAAAACCCAGCUUUUAUCCUUGUGUGAGGUCAAUGUUGAUGUCACUGAAUUAAUUACAGUGCCCUAUAGUAAAUGACAUUAAUAAAUUAUAUGAAGUACUAUACAUUAUGUAUAUUAAAAUGUCUUAACCCAGAGAUAAAAUUAUCUUGUCAUUUUUUCCACUUAAUGUUUCUUUUAUUCCUGAAAGUUUUCUCCUGUCUUUCAUUAUCUGAGGCUUGAAGUUGAUCCUUCCUGUUUAAAAAGAAGUGGUUG